This is a messenger RNA of Neoarius graeffei (lesser salmon catfish), 4346 nucleotides long. RefSeq names its product protein phosphatase 3, catalytic subunit, beta isozyme (gene ppp3cb). The transcript is spliced from 13 exons. Gene Ontology annotation, cellular component: calcineurin complex; cytosol; cytoplasm. Lineage: Eukaryota; Metazoa; Chordata; Actinopteri; Siluriformes; Ariidae. The record is from RefSeq and is a predicted model, not a curated record. Gene Ontology annotation, biological process: calcineurin-NFAT signaling cascade. Bases 263 to 1780 code for a protein of 505 amino acids. Gene Ontology annotation, molecular function: calmodulin binding; calmodulin-dependent protein phosphatase activity.
CGUGGGCGUUCCUGCCUCCGCCAUCACGCCGGGGCGGUGCACGGACUCCGCGCCGAGGAAACCCCGGCGCGCGCGGGACCUGUAGGCUCGGACCCCCCGCUACCGCUCACCAGCCGCCACUCCGUCCGCGCGCGCGCGCUCCCACUCCUGUGUGAUCUCUGCGACAGAGCUCGUGCACCUCCUCCUCCUCCGGUGACCGGAGCCGCACCGAGUGAUGCUGCUGCUGCGGCCCGCGCUGCCCUCCUAAAGCCCCCCCGGCCCCAUGAACAUGUCCAGCGCAGUCGCGGGACUCGACCCCACCGACAGGCUCAUCAAAUCGGUCCCGUUCCCGCUGAGCCACAGGUUGAGUAUGCGGGAGGUGUUUGACUGUGAGGGAAAGCCACGCGUGGACCUGCUGAAGGCUCACCUCACUAAAGAGGGCCGUGUGGAGGAACCUGUCGCUCUGCGCAUCAUCAAUGAAGGAGCCUCCAUCCUGCGACAGGAGAAGACAAUGCUGGACAUCGAGGCUCCCGUUACAGUGUGUGGAGAUAUUCACGGGCAGUUCUUUGACCUGAUGAAGCUGUUUGAGGUUGGAGGGUCUCCAGCUACAACGAGGUACCUCUUUCUAGGGGACUACGUGGACCGAGGUUACUUCAGUAUCGAGUGCGUUUUGUAUCUCUGGUCACUGAAAAUCCUCUACCCCAAAACGUUAUUUCUUCUGCGGGGAAACCAUGAAUGUAGACAUUUGACUGAAUAUUUCACAUUCAAACAAGAAUGUAAAAUCAAAUAUUCCGAGCAGGUGUACGAUGCGUGUAUGGACGCGUUCGACUGCCUGCCCCUGGCCGCUUUGAUGAAUCAGCAGUUUCUCUGCGUGCACGGUGGCCUCUCACCCGAGAUACACACGUUAGAUGACAUCAAGAAGCUGGACCGGUUUAAAGAGCCUCCAGCCUUUGGGCCCAUGUGUGAUCUUCUAUGGUCAGAUCCAUUAGAGGACUUUGGCAAUGAGAAGUCGCAGGAGUAUUUCAGCCACAACACUGUCCGCGGCUGCUCCUACUUCUACAGCUAUCCUGCGGUGUGUGAGUUUCUACAGACUAAUAAUCUGCUCUCGGUGAUCAGAGCCCACGAGGCGCAGGAUGCAGGUUAUCGGAUGUACAGAAAAAGCCAGACGACAGGCUUCCCCUCUCUCAUCACCAUCUUCUCCGCCCCCAAUUACCUGGACGUGUAUAAUAAUAAAGCUGCUGUGCUAAAAUAUGAGAACAAUGUGAUGAACAUACGUCAGUUUAACUGCUCACCACACCCGUACUGGCUGCCUAACUUCAUGGACGUGUUCACCUGGUCCCUGCCUUUCGUAGGAGAGAAAGUUACUGAGAUGUUGGUGAAUGUCCUUAGCAUCUGUUCGGAUGAUGAACUCAUGAACGAUGGUGAUGAGAUCUAUGACGCGACUGUUGCAGCUGCACGUAAAGAGGUCAUCAGGAACAAAAUCCGUGCCAUUGGCAAAAUGGCCAAAAUGUUCUCAGUCUUACGUGAGGAGAGUGAGAACGUGUUGACUCUGAAGGGUCUGACCCCGACCGGCAUGCUACCCAGCGGAGUUCUUUCUGGAGGAAAACAGACUUUACAGAGCGCUAUCCGUGGUUUCUCCCCGCAGCAUAAGAUCAGCAGUUUUGAGGAGGCGAAGGGUCUGGACCGGAUAAACGAGCGCAUGCCGCCGCGCCGCGACGUGCUCAACAGCGUGGGUCUGUCGAUGGGCCGCAUGAACAUGACCGAGUCCAACGGCACCGACGACAACAGCAACCUUCAGUGACUCUUAAUCAUCACCCCCCACUCCUUCUCCUCCUCCUCCUCCUCCUCUUCAUCCCUGUCCGUGCUCUUGCUCUCCCUCUUUCUUUCCCCUCUUUCCGCUCGUCUGCAUUGCUGCUCUUUCUUUCUCUCCCUCUUCACAGUGGACGAGUUGAGAUUUGAGACACGGCCCGAGUGAACUACGGAUGAGGCAGGAUUUUCUAUUCGCCUUUGAAAAGGAGGACGUAAAGAGCAUGGGAUGGCAGGAGGAAGUGCAGGAGGAAGUUCAGCUUUGAAGCUCGGUCUGGUCGUGUUUUAGUGAAGUGGAAGAGGGAGAUGAGAGUGGUGUGUGUGUGGGAUGUAUAAUGACAUAUUAACUGCAGACUGAUAAUAGGAUGUUGGAGCGCUGUUUUCUUGGAUGUGUGUGUGUGUGUGUGUGUGUGUGGGUGGUUGACUUUGUAAGGGACUAGGCUUUUCACUGAAGACUAUUCGUCUUUUCCUGCCUGCUGGAAACUGAAUACUACAGUGUCUGAUAUUCAUUCACUGUCAGAGGAGUGUGUGUGUGUGUGCUUGAGAGAGAGAAAGAGAGAGUGUGUACGGGUGUGUUAGGGCUGUCAAUUUCAUUAAAAAAUGCAAUCAUUUCUAGGAUUAGCAAUGAAACAUUAAAAUAAUUGUCACUUUGUUAUGCCAAGAAAUUUAGAGAAGGUCUAGAUUUCAAUUUGAGCUUAAACUUUUAAUCGCUUAAUGACGAUAUUAUAUUAUAUUUUCUCGGCACAUUUGCUGAUACUAAAUUCAACUUUCAUGUCCAGCGUUUAGGUUUAAGAACUAAUAUUCGCGAUCAACACCAUGGGAUUCACCGUGAUUAACAUUUUACACCGGACUCUCCCCAGCGUACAGUGGGACUUCUCUGAUUUCUCAAAACAAACCCAGACGUGAAAGAGCUCUUGAGGUUUCAGGCGUCAGUAACCGUGUUGAUGUACAUAGUGAGAUGAGACAGCGUAUCACGCUACACCACACCGUACAGGAAGUGCUGUUUGUGAUGGACGUGCUGUGUGUUCACCCCAGAUUACAAUCGUGCUUAGCAUGAAUACUAGCUAAACGUUAGCGAAAAACUAUAAUCAAAAUAACAGGAAAUGAUGAAAAGGUUUUCAGUUAUGCAAAAUCCGUCAUUCAUUUCGUUUUAAUCCUAAACAGCGUUCUCGUCACUAUCUAUGCUUACUACUAAGGGUAUAACACACAGCCAUUGUAGACUAUAUAUAGUACAUUACAUGACCUUGACUGGGAGUCUGGUGGAAAUUCAUUCAAAAAACAUCAUAAUUGAGAUGUAACCCAAUGCAAAUCGGUUCUUCGGAUUGCCAGAAAGGUUCGCGCGGCAUCGAGUUCGAAGCCACGUCGUCAGGGUGGAGGAGGUUUAAAUUCAGUAACUAGUUCGUUUCCAUUUGUUCGAAAAUAUCGUACAUGUAUAAAGUACAAAAAGAAUAGCUUUGUGAGUAGGAUUUUAAAAAAAUAAUAAUAAUCACAUGGUUUUAGAUUUCAUAUGUAAAUUAAAAAUAAAGGGGGAAAAAACAUACUGGUUUAGCCACGCCCACUUCAGAUAUAAAUCUGGGACUGUCCCUAAUUACGUCCCUGAUAUAUAGCUUUGAAUAUGUGAAAAUAAAGUUAGUUGUGAAAUGACGUGUUUAUUUCAAAUCCCUUUUUCUAACAUGAACAUCAUUUAGUAAUGUAACGUUUCGAUACGUUUUAGUUCGGCGACUAAACGUAUACCAUGGGGUCUUUAAAAAAUCUAACGUGCAUCUUUUUUUUUUUUUUUGGAAAUUAUGAAAAUUUUAAUGGUGAAAUUUGAGCCAACAGCCCUACUGUGUGCAAGAGUGUAUGCAUAUAUGAGUGUGUGUAGUACCAGUCAAAAGUUUGUGCACCCCACUCUACUCAUUUAUAGGUUUUUCUGUAUUUUGACUAUUUUCUACAUCGUAGAACAACACUGAAGACAUCAACACUAUGAAAUAAUAUAUGGAAUUAUGUGGUAAACAAAAGUCGAGUCAAGUUUAUUUGUAUAGCGCUUUUAACAAUAAACAUUGUCGCAAAGCAGCUUUACAGAAUUUGAACGACUUAAAAUAUGAGCUAAUUUUAUCCCUAAUCUAUCCCCAAUGAGCAAGCCUGCGGGGACAGUGGCAAGGAAAAACUCCCUCAGACGACAUGAGGAAGAAACCUCGAGAGGAACCAGACUCAAAAGGGAACCCAUCCUCAUUUGGGCAACAAUAGACAGCAUGACUAUAACAUUAACAGUCCUAACAUAAAGUCAAGUCAAGUUUAUUUGUAUAGCGCAUUUUAACAAUAAACAUUGUCGCAAAGCAGCUUUACAGAAUUUGAAUGGCUUAAAACAUGAGCUAAUUUUGUCCCUAAUCUAUUCCCAAUGAGCAAGCCUGUGGCGACGGUGGCAAGGAAAAACUCCCUCAGAUAACAUGAGGAAGAAACCUCGAGAGGAACCAGACUCAAAAGGGAACCCAUCCUCAUUUGGGCAACAACAGACAGCAUGACUAUAACAUUAACAGUUUUAACAUGAAGUCAGUUUCGUUGAUGUUAUAAACUCUUCA